AAUCGCUUAGCAUGUUUUUGUUACCGAUAUUUUAAGAAGUGCGGUUCGAUCCUUUUUGUGUUCUUUUAAAUCCGGUUUAAUCAGUCGUAAUGCCGUUUGUCGUUGUGCAAACCCGCAAGAAUAAAAAAUCCAAACCGUGCAUGACCGUUGUGCCGGAAAAGUGGGCCAAAAGAGACCAUGUUUACUGGCCGCCAGCAAAUUUGGUAUCGCUUUCCAAAGAUGGAUUUUCGGAACCAAACAUUGAUGUUUGGAAAAUUCAGAAAUGUAAGGUUGUUGGUCGUGGCUCGUCAUAUGCGGUUGCUGAAGACGUGAUGCGACGGUUGGAGGCGGUCACGGACUCGGAGGAUGCUGUACAGUCAACUCUAGGAACACGGGCCAAUCCUGGCAAGAAAAAGGUCAAAUUUGUGCCAAAAGUGUACGAACUGAAAAGCAGUAAGAAGGAUCACGUAACAAGCCCUCCGGAGAACGAGGCCACAUACCCACUUUUUCCAGUGCCAAAACCGCAGACGACCUCACGCCCAGAGGAAUUGCGUGGCGUUGCCUCCACUGCAUCACAGCAAAUCACGGAAAUCUCUCAGGGAAGUAAAGCCGAUGAUGAGUUCGAAAUGGGCGUCAGGAAUUAA
Molecule: messenger RNA, 623 nt
Organism: Aedes aegypti (yellow fever mosquito)
Lineage: Eukaryota; Metazoa; Arthropoda; Insecta; Diptera; Culicidae
Exons: 3
Coding region: 90-623 (177 amino acids)
Source: RefSeq, a predicted model, not a curated record